UGUUUGAGGUAGCAGAGUAGCACGUGUGAUGCGUCGCAGCCGCGACAGGCAGCGCGGGCGGAUGGCAGGGUGAGGGGUGCGCAGUCGUGUGCAGUGGACCACUCGUCGUCGCACAAGGUCAAGGAGAAUGAUUAACAACGAAAAUACAGCAAAACAAACGGUGGAGCGGGGAAAGGGGGGUCGCGGCGCGGCAGUCAGAGCAGCGGCGCCGCUGGCAUCCGUCGCGUGUCCGGCGCCUUACGCGACGCAUUCGAAAAUCGAUGUACGAUCCGCAACCGGCAUUGUUGGACACUAGUCAUACAUCGUAAUUUUGAUCCAGUCUUGAUGACCUACGUCACGGCGACUCCAUGCGCCCUCGCCACUUUUGUUGAAAAUGCAAUCUUGGCCUCAACUGCAGACUAGUUUCGUGUGUUCAUGUGUCGCCGGUUCGUAAAGUAUCAACAAGUAGUGUUGCGGUGGUGAACUUGAGUAGCUGUGUAGAGUAGAGCGAGUAUAGUGCAGUGAUGUGAGGAUGUUAGUGCGUGGCCAUGUCGAGCGUGGCGAAGAAAGACAAGCCGACGAUGUCGGUGACUGCGCUGAUCAACUGGGCGCGGCCGGGGCCGCCGGGGCCGCAGCAGCCGCCGCCCGCGUCUCCGGCCCCCACCACCAACAUGCUGCAGACUUUUGGCACUCCUUCCAGCAUACCCAACGUUGACUGCUCGAUCGACAUGCAAUGGCUAAACAUAGAGGCGGGGUUCAUGUCGCCGAUGUCGCCGCCGGAGAUGAAGCCGGACACUGCCAUGCUGGACGGCAUGCGAGACGACGCCACGUCCCCGCCAGCCAUGAGGAACUACCCGCCGAAUCAUCCCCUUAGCGGCUCCAAGCACCUCUGUUCUAUUUGCGGCGACAGAGCGUCAGGGAAGCAUUACGGAGUUUAUAGUUGCGAAGGUUGCAAGGGUUUCUUCAAACGGACGGUGAGAAAAGAUCUAACAUACGCGUGUCGUGAAGAGAGAAACUGCAUCAUCGACAAGCGGCAACGGAACCGAUGUCAGUACUGUCGAUACCAGAAGUGCCUCGCGUGCGGCAUGAAGCGCGAGGCCGUGCAAGAGGAGAGGCAGAGGGCGGCCCGAGGCGCUGAAGACGCGCAUCCGAGCAGUUCUGUUCAGGAGCUAUCAAUCGAGCGGCUGCUGGAGAUGGAGUCGCUUGUGGCGGACCCCACCGAGGAGUUCCAGUUCCUGCGCGUGGGGCCCGACAGCAACGUGCCGGCGCGGUACCGCGCGCCCGUCUCCAGCCUGUGUCAAAUAGGUAACAAGCAGAUAGCCGCGCUGGUGGUGUGGGCGCGCGACAUCCCACAUUUCAGCCAGUUGGAGCUGGAUGACCAGGUGCUGCUCAUCAAGGCGUCGUGGAACGAACUGCUACUUUUCGCCAUCGCCUGGCGGUCUAUGGAGUACCUAGAAGAUGAGCGAGAAAACAUGGAUGGUACGAGAAGUGCCGCGCCGCCACAGCUCAUGUGCCUAAUGCCUGGCAUGACCCUGCACCGCAACUCGGCGCUGCAGGCGGGCGUGGGGCAGAUCUUCGACCGCGUGCUGUCAGAGCUGUCGCUCAAGAUGCGCGCGCUGCGCAUGGACCAGGCUGAGUACGUCGCGCUCAAGGCCAUCGUGCUGCUCAACCCGGACAUUAAAGGGCUGAAAAAUCGUCCAGACGUCGAUGUUUUAAGAGAAAAGAUAUUCUCGUGCCUGGACGAAUACUGUCGACGAGCACAUAGUUCCGAAGAAGGCAGAUUCGCGUCUCUUCUUCUAAGGCUACCAGCUCUCCGUUCCAUAUCCCUCAAGAGUUUCGAGCACCUAUUUUUCUUCCACCUGAUUGCGGAAGGCAACAUCGGCAACUACAUACGAGAAGCGUUGCGUAACCACGCGCCACCCAUCGAUACUAGUACCAUGAUGUAAGACCCUUAAUCCGGCUCCGAAGGACCAACUUCAAGUUUGUAAACUCCGUAAGUAGCUCGCAUCACUAUUUCGAAGACUUGGAUCGCCGUACCAUAUGCUCAAAAGCUUUUACCGCCAAUUAUACGAGAGGCGGUGUAUGAUUCAACAAGGGAGCUCUUUAAUCCGGCUCCUAAAGACCACCUUCAAGGUCUUUUUAAAGCUUGGGUUCAACUCGAAUCUCGCGCGGGAUGAGGGACGCGAAUCGCGAAUUAUAUUGCAUGCGACUACUUUUGCCUAGAUACAGAAAAUUUCGAGAUGGAGAUUUGAGGUGGUAUUUAUAUCAUUAGUGGGGAAAUAAAAGGACACAACUCCAAGAACGAUAUAUAAACACAAACAAUAAACCACGAGAAAUGCAUCUAAAGAGGAGUGUAUUCAGAGCACGUUUCACAGGAUAAACAGCAGAAAAAUAUAAUCUUUUCACUAUAUACAAGGGAGAUAUUGUCAUCCAAUAUUUGUUAUGUUAUAAACAAAUAAAAUAUUACUUCCAAAUCAGCUAGCGUUGCAUUAUUGUUUUUAGGAAUAGCCUGAAGACCAAAAUUGGUUUGUCACAAAGAAAAGUACUGUAAUUCUAAAAUGUUUUUUUUUUAUCCCAGUGUUGACAAACCCAGUGAGCUUGUGUGAAUUUUUUUUAAUUGAAUUAGAGAAAGUACCUCUUUUGAUAGGACUCCUAUUUUAUCUUCAAGAAGAGAACUUAAGUAACGCAAUAUAUAAGUCUGGAGCUGAAGAAAUACUGUUUGUUCACUUUAGUUCGAGUUAUCUGUCAAUUUGUAUGGCGAUUCAGAGCUUUAUAAAUGAUUCUUCAAUGCUGGUCAUUCUCUCGUGAGUUGUUCUUAGGGAAAAAAUUUGACGGAGCCCUAUGUAGGGUUUAAUAAAAUUAGUCGAUUAAGUUAAAUAUUAUUCUAUUUAGUAACAAAGACUAUACUUUUAUUAUUAUUUUUAUAUUUUUACUAAUGUAAGGUAUAAUAGCAAUUAUUAUUAUGAUUGUUAAUGUGUAUAGAUGUACAUUCAUCGUGACCUGAAGUGAUAAAUGCUAAGGAAUUGUGCCUACACUAAUGUGCACUAUUUGGAAUUACAAUCUUUAAAAUAUCACAAUUUUAAAUCAUACUUAUCAGUACAGAAUUAUAAUAAAUGAAAUGGGCGAAAUUUUCCAGAAAAAUAAUAUAUCCCUGGUGUAUAUUUUAAAAUACGGGAUGAAUUUUUUUAAGAAUCAAAAUAGACUAGAAACUAUAUAAUACCAUAAAGAAUGAAAUAUAAUAUUUAAGGCAUUAAUAAUUCAAUUUGCUUGAAAUUGGGUUUUAAGAAAUUUCUGACAAAACAAAUCAAAUCUAUCAAUUAUGUUAUUCAAAAGUUAUAUUCAUGUGUUAAGAUUAGGUAUUCAAUAAUUAAUUUCAUUUUUAAUUCCAUCAUUCCAUGUAGGAUUUUAUCACUGUAAAUUUUAUAGUAUAAACAUAAAAUAUUGUGUUGUUGAAUUAAAAUACAUAAUUCUAGCGAAGUUAUGAUUAUUUUAACAACAGUCCAUAUUACAAAUCCAGAGUACCUAUGAAAUAAAUUGUUUUUGGGUUUUCAGUAGGAAUCGUAGAGGUUACCAUUGUACAUCAUUAUAUUAUUUGAUCCCUGGACUAAAGUUGCUGGCGAAUUAUUGUGUCCAUUGUCCACUGUUCAGGUUGAAAAAAAAACAUUCGAUGAGUAGGUACAAAGUACACAAAAUGUGUAAAUAAUCGGUGUAAUCAAUCAAUAAGUGAUGCUAAAUAUUAUAAUUGGAGGCCGCCUCUUCUUAUUUUAAAAAAAAAAAAAGUAACUUUAACACGAUCGAUCGAUAAAAUGAAACUAUUCAUAGGAAAUUAUAAAUUCUAUUAGAUGUUCGUAGCAUAUACCUAUCUAAUAUAAAGCGUUAGUAGUAUAGAUGAUAAAAUGUUCUACCAAAUCUUUAUUAAAUGCUAAAAUUGUUGAUGUUAAUCUUUUAAACGGCUCACAGCUGUCGGCAGGACGUGUUUAAACGUUGUUGCUGUCUUAAAAUUAUCUAAAGAAAAAUUAUUAUCUUUUGAAAAUCGGGUCACCAUUAAAAAUAAAAAGUCCUUAAGGACCACUAGCCCAUGGCGAUCCAAUUUGCCAACACGUGACAUUUUUGGACGAAAUCGGAAGAGGAGGCAGUCGUGACUGUGUAGCCAUGUUCUGCAUCGCAACUGUAUUACUACAACAAUUUGUAUUGCUAUAGAGGCGAUACAGAGUUAUGGUUCCGUGGUCAAGGUAGAGUUAUGGUUCCAUGGUCAAGACGACCGGCGACAGCAUCGCGGCCUUUUUGCGCCGAUAUAGUCGCAAAAUAUCGCCAUGGGCCGUUGCCCUAAGUGCCAUAACACACUAGCGCGGCACGUCGCGCGCGUUUUAUUUUCGAUAUAAACUUUUGGUGCAAUCGGCAUUGUCACGGAACCACAGACCAGUUAAUCCAGAGCACUGCACGAUUGCGAUGUCGCGUGCGGCUCGUCUCUUGAUUGAAAAGAUGGGCGCGACGCAUUUUUAUAUGGUGUUUAAUGCUUUAAAAGCACGACAAUUUCGUAAUAAAACAAUAGCUCUCCGACCUCCAUUUUGACACUGUUUUUAGGGUUCCGUAGCCAAAUGGCAAAAAACGCAACCCUUAUGGAUUCGUCAUGUCUGUCUGUCCGUCCGUAUGUCACAGCCACUUUUUUCCGAAACUAUAAGAACUAUACUGUU
Maniola jurtina (meadow brown) is the source of this 4673-nucleotide messenger RNA. It is a transcript of the gene USP, whose product is annotated as protein ultraspiracle homolog. The record is from RefSeq and is a predicted model, not a curated record. Lineage: Eukaryota; Metazoa; Arthropoda; Insecta; Lepidoptera; Nymphalidae. Gene Ontology annotation, molecular function: nuclear steroid receptor activity; nuclear receptor activity; zinc ion binding. Gene Ontology annotation, biological process: cell differentiation; positive regulation of transcription by RNA polymerase II; anatomical structure development. The coding region runs from base 528 to 1925 and encodes 465 amino acids. Gene Ontology annotation, cellular component: nucleus; activator ecdysone receptor complex. The transcript is spliced from 10 exons.